AACAAAAUCAAUGUUAGAUAAUAUUUUAUUUAAUCAAUUGUCCAAUGUUACAUUAAAUAUGAAUAGGAUUUCAGUUUUUAACAUUAGAUAUGCAAUCUAUGAUUAAUAAUACUAGAAAUAGAAGAAACAAUUGAAUUAUUUCAAAAUUUUAAAAUGUCAAAUUGUACAACACAUUUUCUUUAAUUAUAAAAAUUCUUUUUUCAUAUUUAUAAAUAGGAAAUGCAGAAAAAACUUUAAUGGUCGCCGCAUAUUUAUCCCUUUUUUGUAGUAUUAGUGAAAAACCAUUAGAAUAUUGGCAUAAACGUCAAUCGCAGACAGGAUGCAUUCGCAAGAUCUUAGAUACCGAUUUACUUGACAAUAUUAUAGAAAUUCAGGACAUUCAACAAUUAAAUAUUUCAAAAACAUCUAUUUCUUGUCCAUCCGAUAUAACUAAACUUCUAAACGUUGAAUUACCUGUUCUCGUAAUAAUAGUAAAACAUUUUGGAGCCGAUUGUCGUUUUCAAAUUCAGGUUAUCGAUACGAACAAAUUGCGUCAUCAUUUUCAAUUUUAUACCGGUGAUUCCGAUAAAAUUCGAAACGUCAAAGACCCAGUUAUUUGUCGGGCUAAAAUUCAAUUGCAAUCCGGUUGGAAUAAAAUAGAAUUAAAUUUAAAAACUUUAACGGAAACUGCUUUUAAAUGCCAUUACGUUGCAACGCAGAGAUUGGAAAUCUGUGCUAAUUGUCGAUUACGUAGAAUAUAUUUUCUAGAUAGACAUUAUAAAGAUUCUGAAAUUUCAUCCGAUUUAUAUCAAGGUUUUCUUGAUCUGUACAUGUUGAAAUGGGGUAUUCACCAAAUAGAUAACGCGACGCAGACUACUAAUUUAAAACAGAAAAAAUCAAAUCUUAAGAAUAAUAAUUAUAAAGUAAAGCAAAGCAUUUUAAACACUAAUAACAAUGCCAAUUCCGACGAGAUGUAUUGCAAUAACAAAAUAAAUCAUUCGUUAAUGCAGACCCAAUCCAACGACUGUUCUAAGUUAAUAAAUAAUAUAAGAAUGAAAUCGAAUAAUUUGAUAGAUGAAUUUUUUAAGAGACAAAAUCCAAGUUCACUAUCUAUCGAAAAUUUCAAGGAUCGAACAAUAAUAAAAUCAUACGUUGUACCGACGUUUAUUAAAAAGUUACAAAAAAAAGGAAACAAAUGGGACGAGGUUAAUUUAUCGAAUUGGAAUAAUAUUAUGGAGAAAACCAAAGAUAAAUCUAGUCUUCCUUUAUCUUCAGACACGCAGAAAAACCAUAACGAAACAUUUAAUAAUCUCAUGGAGCAACAAAAAGAUAUUUUUAAAAAUAAUAAUAUGGAAGAAAAAUGGACCUACAGAUAUCUUUACGAAGGGAAGCAUUAUUUAAAAACAAACGAUGCGAUGGAAAGCAAUACGUCGGAUGUACAAAAUAUUUCUAAUCAAUAUAACUGUAAUUUCUUAUUUCCAAUAUCGCAUAGAAUGGACAAUAAUCUAGCAAAAACAGCUGAUAUUCAAAGAAAAAUAAGAAAAAAUAGAACCGUAAAAUCUCAUUAAAUUUCUAUAACUAAAAUUUU
This is a messenger RNA of Polistes canadensis, 1567 nucleotides long. RefSeq names its product myb-like protein I. Gene Ontology annotation, cellular component: ciliary basal body; motile cilium. The record is from RefSeq and is a predicted model, not a curated record. The transcript has 3 exons. NCBI's taxonomy places the organism in Eukaryota, Metazoa, Arthropoda, Insecta, Hymenoptera, Vespidae. The coding region runs from base 237 to 1547 and encodes 436 amino acids. Gene Ontology annotation, biological process: regulation of cilium beat frequency involved in ciliary motility; cilium assembly; positive regulation of cell motility.